AUGUCUUCUCCCGAGAAGAUGGCCUCUCUCGCCGUAGUCAACUACGAAGCCCUCGCAAACAAAGAUGCCGCCGAGGUUCAGAAGCUAGUAACAGCCUGCCAAACGGUGGGCAUGUUUUACCUAAACCUCCAGGGUCCCAGCACGAACGCCAUCUUUGAGGACAUACCAACCAUCUUCAAAACCGGGCAUGCCUUCUUCAAUCUGCCCCAUGAUAGCAACGAAAAGACACAGAGCGCUCGCGAGGGAAUGGAGCGAGGUUAUCAUGCCGGCAAGGGGUUCGAAUAUUACGAAAUUGCGCGCGAUGAGUAUCAACUUGGCAAAUGGGUCUUACCCGCCACUUUCGAGCCGGAAAAGGAGCGCAUCACGCGCACCAUCAACUCCUUUCACGGUGCCAUUCAGACGGUCGUUGCCGAGCUCUGCGCCGCCCUGGAUAUCCGCAUCCCCGAGCUGAGCGAUGAUGCCGCCGUCCCCAGCGAUACCGCUCUCAAGCUGUUGUACAAGCCUCCCAUGCACGAGCCUGGCCACGUUAUUCACCCGUGGCACACGGAUUUCGGCCUCGCCACACUGCUAUGGUAUGACGAGGUGACGACUCAGAUACCCAUCUACGACAAGGAGGGGAAGCAGACGGACGACUGGGAGACGGUCCCCGUCAUCGAUGGUACCGUGCUCAUCAACGUUGCGGAUGAGCUUGCGGCUCAAUCUGGCGGGCGCCUGCACUCGACUGUGCAUCGCGUCGUCGCUCCGCCAGGUCCCAAGAGGGUGAGGAACGGAAUUAUCUAUCUUUUGCGGCCGUACAAGGUUUAG
Messenger RNA from Metarhizium brunneum ARSEF 3297, 804 nucleotides. RefSeq names its product Oxidoreductase vrtI. Gene Ontology annotation, molecular function: 2-oxoglutarate-dependent dioxygenase activity. Lineage: Eukaryota; Fungi; Ascomycota; Sordariomycetes; Hypocreales; Clavicipitaceae. The record is from RefSeq and is a predicted model, not a curated record.